AUCUUAUCUUAUCUUAUCUUAUCUUAUCUUAUCUUAUCUUAUCUUAUCUUACCUCCCACCGCCCCAAGAGCUUAUGUUCUCAGUUUCGAAAGGGGUGCGGGGAUUUGCGCUUUUCUCUCUCUCUCGAAAUUAGAGCACCUAAUUGAAAUGUGUAAUAUUUGUUCAUUUACCUUUAAGCAUUGUUAUAUGUUAUCAUCUAAAGCUCAUUACAAAGAUACUACGUCACUUUUUAGAAUGCAUGUCUCUCUUUCUGAACUACUGUUGUAUUGGGGUGGGACUGGGGUUAGGGAGAUCACAAAAAGGGCUGGGGCUGGAAGGGUUAAGUCUCUCACACCUCCUUGGCCUGAGAAACACCAAAGGUCAUCUUUUUACUAUGUGUGCAUGAGCCUAGGAUCGAACCAAGCACUGUGGCAUGAGAGGCUAGCACCUUACUUCCAGCCUAUCAAGGCCCUGCUCUGAUGAUUGAAAAUUUAUGUUUGCACGAAGUACUGUUUUUGUUUUGUCUGACAGCUGUUUGCCACUUUCAGGAGAGCUGUGAGGACGUGGAGAUAACUGCGGAGGGUGUGGCUCUGAUGUGCCUGGCUCUCAUGGUAUGUCACAGGCCUGCUGGUGGGGGUGUCAGCGUGGACGGGCUGGGUUCGAGUCCAUCCAGAGAUCAGUUCUCCAGUGUGAUAGAGGCUGCCGUAGUGUGCUUGAAAUGCUCGACGGCGAGGGAGAUGGAGGAGUCUGGGAGGUUUCUCUCUAGCUACGCCUCGGCCGUCCUACACCACUGCAGGGAGCAGGACAGGAAGUGGCGGGCUUGUGACGUCAUGGAGGUGGACCCUGGGUCUGCUGACCUUGCCCAGCUCCUGCCUCCAGCGCUUGUGAAACUG
Messenger RNA from Aplysia californica (California sea hare), 872 nucleotides. RefSeq lists its product as uncharacterized. The transcript is spliced from 2 exons. Lineage: Eukaryota; Metazoa; Mollusca; Gastropoda; Aplysiida; Aplysiidae. The annotation marks the transcript as partial. The record is from RefSeq and is a predicted model, not a curated record.